GCACAGCUGAUGCAAAUUGCAAUUUACACAUCAUUCCAUACCUUAACUAAUAUAACCUGUAUCUUUCCCUUUUUGUAACUAAAAUGAAUCUGCUUUAAAACGUAGGAGUCAAACAAAUAUAGAUAAUUCAUAACCGAUAUCGUUCCAUCCUCCUGUACUUUAUUUAAUUUAUACGUAAAUAAUGACUUAUUCCGGUUGUGUUCAUUUAGAACAGUUCAUACGAGAAGAUGAGGGUUUAAAGAUGUACGAGUUACUUCACGGAGUGUUUGUGAUUAGUGGAUCGCGCGAAAGGCGUCAAGCGAAAUCGUCAAACACUCAUUGUUACGUUUGUUACGAGAAACACACCUUUUUACAUGUAUGUAUGCAUUGUACAUUCUUCGGAUGCCAAAGUCAUAUUCGAGAGCAUUCAAAAGUGAAAAAACACACUUUUUCUAUGGAUCUUCAUUAUGGCCAAAUAUAUUGUAGCCACUGUACUGAUUAUGUGUAUCACGAGGAACUCGACAACAUUGCUAGGUCAAAUGCUUUACAUGGGGAUCGAGUAAAUAAGUGUGUAUUAGAAUUAGUGUGGCCGUGCUUAUGCGUUGAGGACAAAGAGUUCUUCAAUAAGACUGAUAAAAUGGUUAUUGAUAGGGCUACGCAUAUUGGUUUGAGAGGAUUAUUAAAUUUAGGUUCCACCUGCUUUAUGAACUGUGUGAUCCAAGCAAUGACUCACAUACCCGUUUUAAGAGAUUAUUUUUUUACCGAACACCAUCAAUGUAAUGACACGCCCUCAAAAUGUUUAAUAACGAACCUAUUUCGCGCAUUUUACACUGGUGAAAAAACACCACUUCUCUUGAACGAGUUUUUGUAUUUAAUAUGGACUCAAGCGCGCCAUUUAGCCGGUUACGAACAACAAGAUGCCCAUGAAUUUUUUAUCGCAACUUUAGACAUGCUACACAUACAUUGCCAAUCAUCUCCUGGGCAACCAAAUUCCUCUGGAAGCAAAGCCGCAAGCUGUACUUGCAUUAUAGACCAAGUGUUUACAGGUAGUCUGCAAAGUGAUGUUGUUUGUCAAAAGUGUUCCGGUGUCUCCACAACCUUGGAAACUAUGUGGGACUAUUCAUUAGACCUCACCCCAUCGGUCACCGACGGCUCCUUGCCAAGCUCCUUAGAAGAUUGUUUGGAGAGAUUCACCGGCACUGAAGUUCUAGGAUCCAACUCGAAAAUAUUUUGUGAUAAGUGCCAAUCGUAUCAAGAAUCAACUAAACAGUUUACAAUGAGAACUCUUCCAGUUGUCCUGUGCUUUCAUCUAAAACGUUUUCAACAUCUCAAUGAUCUCGAGAAAAAAGUGUCGGCAAAAAUCAAAUAUCCCGAACUUUUAGAUAUGACUCCCUUUAUGACAAAACAGAAAAAGGACACCAUUUUGAAUUUACAAUUACCUUACGAUAAUAAAUAUCUUCUUUUUGCAGUUAUUAAUCAUUUAGGUUCCUCAAUUAAUGCAGGGCAUUAUAUUUCUUACAUUCGAUACAAAGAUAACUUUUGGUAUAAAUGUGACGAUUUAGUCAUUUCUGAAGCCGGAAUCGAAGAGGUUCUGCAAUCGGAAGGAUAUUUAUUGUUUUAUCAUAAAUAUUGUUUGGAAUAUCGCUAAUUGUGAAUUAUCAGUAUUCGUAAUUAAGACAUAAUUUAUUUCACUCUUAAUGUAAUUGUAACUAUUGUGAAUCUUGCAAUUUGUGCUUAAUGGUUUUUAAUCUUGGUAGAGGAUGCCAUGUGCCCACAUAUUGAUAUUUCAUUUGUCCAUGGCAGUACAGUUCGUAUUCAAUUCAUAAAUGAUGAUUGUCUGUGAAAAUAUUGAAACUUGACUGUGAAUUAUGUUAAAAAAAUGAUAAUAAAAUACCUACCGACAACCACAAUGA
Photinus pyralis (common eastern firefly) is the source of this 1892-nucleotide messenger RNA. It is a transcript of the gene not, whose product is annotated as ubiquitin carboxyl-terminal hydrolase 22. Lineage: Eukaryota; Metazoa; Arthropoda; Insecta; Coleoptera; Lampyridae. Bases 182 to 1627 code for a protein of 481 amino acids. The record is from RefSeq and is a predicted model, not a curated record. The transcript has a single exon. Gene Ontology annotation, molecular function: zinc ion binding; cysteine-type deubiquitinase activity. Gene Ontology annotation, biological process: protein deubiquitination.